Molecule: messenger RNA, 432 nt
Organism: Fonsecaea erecta
Lineage: Eukaryota; Fungi; Ascomycota; Eurotiomycetes; Chaetothyriales; Herpotrichiellaceae
Exons: 1
Coding region: 1-432 (143 amino acids)
Source: RefSeq, a predicted model, not a curated record
AUGUCUCCCCCAGACCACAUCACCCUCUUGAACCCUAAAGACCUCUUCGACUCAGCCCCCAGCUUCUCUCAUGUGGCUGUUGCAUCACCCGGAGUCAGCAUGAUCUACUGCGCUGGCCAAGUCGGUGCGGACAUCAACCGGGAGCCUGCGGCUACGUUCGAAGAACAAGCCAGACUUGCGUUCAACAACGUGAAGUCAUGCCUGCGGGAAGCUGGUGCAACACCAAAGGAUGUUGUCAAGUUGACAUACUACGUAGUCAACUGGAGCCCAGAGAGAGCUCCAUUGUUUCGGAAGGCUUUGCUGGAAUUCUUGACGGACGAGAACGGCUAUGUUCAUCGCAUGGCAACAACACUAGUUUCGGUCGCUGGUCUAGCUGACCCGCGGUGGCAGGUUGAGAUUGAUGCGGUGGCAGCAAUCAAAGCGAAGCUCUAA